Molecule: messenger RNA, 1455 nt
Organism: Cricetulus griseus (Chinese hamster)
Lineage: Eukaryota; Metazoa; Chordata; Mammalia; Rodentia; Cricetidae
Source: RefSeq, a predicted model, not a curated record
AUGGAGGCGCAGUCCUAUUGCACCAAGCUCUUGGGGGAGCUGAACGAGCAGCGGAAAAGGGACUUUUUCUGUGAUUGCAGCAUCAUCGUGGAAGGGCGCAUCUUCAAGGCCCACAGGAACAUUUUGUUUGCCAACAGCGGCUACUUCCGGGCCCUGCUCAUUCACUAUAUUCAGGACAGCGGGCGGCACAGCACCGCCUCCUUGGACAUCGUCACCUCGGAAGCCUUCUCCACUAUCUUAGAUUUCCUCUACUCUGGGAAGUUGGACUUGUGUGGCGAGAAUGUGAUCGAAGUUAUGUCUGCUGCCAGCUACCUGCAGAUGAAUGACGUGGUCAACUUCUGCAAGGCAUACAUCAGGUCAUCCCUCGACAUCUGCCGGAAGAUGGAGAAGGAAGCUGCUGUGGCUGCGGCGGUGGCUGCGGCGGCGGCGGCGGCGGCGGCUGCAGCACACCAGAUGGACAGUGCAAGUCCGAGUUCGGGGCUCGAGGGGACUUCCUGCAGUACCAAGAGCUUUGUCUCCUCCCCAGGGGAGGGGGAAGGGAGCGUGGAGUGUGCCAGAGUGUCCCCUUGUGAUGACUGCCGUCCCUUGGAAUUGGUGGUGAAAGACAGCCAGGGCUCUGGCGCCUCUGACAGCGACCUUUCUCUGGUGCCCAGGCGGGUUGAACCCAAGGUGGAAUUUGAUGUUGCCAGGGCGGAGGUGGAGGCCGGCGAACAGCUGCAGCAGUAUGCCACCCCACUGGCCCAUGCCGAGGACGGCCUGCCCAGUAGCCAGGCCUUGGACUUGACUUACAGCAACUACCACGUGAAGCAGUUUCUGGAGGCUCUCCUGCGCAGCGGUGCUGUCCAGAGCAAAGAUGACUCGGAUCAUCACUUUUCACAGAGUUUGGAGGGAAGACUGGAAGGUGCCGGAGUGGCCAUGAGUUCGGUGAUGGAUGCUCAGAAUGACUGGUAUAGAGAGGACUCAGGUGACGUGCUGGUGGUCCCCGUCAAGCUCCACAAGUGUCCUUUCUGCCCUUACACUGCCAAGCAGAAGGGUAUCCUCAAGCGGCACAUCCGAUCGCACACUGGUGAGCGGCCAUACCCCUGUGAGACCUGUGGCAAGAGGUUCACACGACAGGAGCACCUUCGGAGCCAUGCCCUGAGUGUCCACAGAUCCAACCGUCCAAUUAUCUGCAAAGGCUGUCGAAGAACUUUUACCAGCCACCUGUCCCAGGGGCUGCGGCGCUUCGGGCUGUGUGACAGCUGCACCUGUGUCACAGAUCCUCAGGAUGAGGAUGAUUUGAUCCCCGUCAACCUUAGCCUGGUGGAGGCUUCAUCCGAAAGUCACGAGAAGAGUGACACGGACGACUGGCCCAUCUAUGUGGAGUCUGGUGACGAGAAUGACCCAGCUGUGGAGGAUUCCGAUGAUAAGCCACACAUUCGGCCCAACUUACCAGACCACGAGACGCUUACAUAG